Molecule: messenger RNA, 1504 nt
Organism: Populus nigra (black poplar)
Lineage: Eukaryota; Viridiplantae; Streptophyta; Magnoliopsida; Malpighiales; Salicaceae
Product: agamous-like MADS-box protein AGL75
Exons: 1
Coding region: 289-1101 (270 amino acids)
Biological process (GO): regulation of transcription by RNA polymerase II
Molecular function (GO): DNA-binding transcription factor activity, RNA polymerase II-specific; RNA polymerase II cis-regulatory region sequence-specific DNA binding; protein dimerization activity
Source: RefSeq, a predicted model, not a curated record
UUUUUUGUUUAAUUUGGUCCUUAUUCUCUUAAUUUAUUUUUUUAUUUACAUGUCAGCUCAUAAAUUGCUUAAACAACUAGUAAGUUGCUGCUUAAUAAAUCCUUGUAUCUUUAGGAAACAGAGAAAUCAAGCCUUUUAAAUUGCUAGCUUCCGAAGUAAACAGGGAAAGAUUUCCCUCUCAGUCGUCCCGACCGUUGGUGAUUCAUUGCUCUAUUUAUAUAGCACAAAGACAAAACAAUAGUGUUCUGUCUUAACGGAUCUUGCUUUGUAGUCUCUCUAAUUCAAUCAAUGGCAGAUAUUGGAACAACUCGAAUGCCGAAUCACCAGAGGAAGAAGAUCCUGAAUAGAGACCAAGCAAGCCAUGCUAUGAGCUUCUCCAAGCGAACGAAAACCUUGAAGAAGAAAGCUCACGAGCUUCAGACACUGUGUGAUGUCAAGAUUUGCAUGGUCUGUUUUGGUCCUGACAGCACCGUCCAGACAUGGCCAGAGGGUGCUGUGGAGGUCAAGGAUGCAAUCAUGUCCUACAAAGGACUCGGUGAUAGAAAGAAAUACGAGAGCAGCCUCUUGGGUUAUUUGCAUGAUAAAAAGAUGAAGCUUGAAGUCAAGAAACGGAAGGUGAUGAAGAAGAAGGUUAAUAAAGAGCUCAUUGUCAAGUGGUCCGAUCAUGUUGAUGGGUUAUCUGAUGAUGCUUUGAGGGACACAGUUAACACUUUAGAGUCUAGAUUGUUUGAUUUGAAAGAGAAAAUAAAGUUAUGCAUGCAGAGGGAUAAGGUAGAGGCAAUUCAAGAUCAUGUUGAUAUGGAAUUUGAGAUGGAUGGAUCAUCCGUUCCUAGCAGUGCUGCUGGUGCAACUGCAUGGCCAGCAGAGGUCAUGGAUACAAACAUCAACGUUGUGGAAACUGUUGGUAAUAAUGACAAGGAUGCAGCUUCCACCAGCUUUGAGAUGCCACCACUACCAAAAGAUUCAAGGGACUGGAUGGAGAAUUUACGUAACUGGAUGGAGAAUGAUGAAGCCUAUCAGCAUGGUUUUGAAAAUGAUGAUUGGUUUAAUGAGUGGGAAGCAUGGGAAGCAAAACAACAAUAUGAUGAUUGUCAGCUGUAGUAGUUUUUGGCUUUCUUUUUUAAUGUUACGAUGUAUAUAGAUUCUAUACUACUAAUUCUGCAACUCAAAGGUCUACUGAAAAUUCACUGCAAACAACAAUUGUGAGGGAAAAAAAUGUAUGUAUGAUAGUCAAUUAAUCAUGCCUAUUUUACAGAGGAGAAAUCGGUAAUGAAAUAAAUAAAGAGAGUUUGACAACUCAGUACAAAUACUUCAAUUAUCUACGAAAUAUUCUUGAAUGUGUACUGUUUACAGUUGCAGUCUUUACAAUUUCUGAAAAUCGAACAUCAAAGUUAUACAGGAAUUAGAGUAAUUAAUAAUGAUCCAUGAACUGUACAUAUUUGCCAACCGGAGUCGAUAAAAAUGCUAUAGAUAUAGUAACAACAGCUUCCUCCUACCCACAAAA